Molecule: messenger RNA, 1599 nt
Organism: Arthroderma uncinatum
Lineage: Eukaryota; Fungi; Ascomycota; Eurotiomycetes; Onygenales; Arthrodermataceae
Product: inositol-3-phosphate synthase
Exons: 3
Coding region: 1-1599 (532 amino acids)
Biological process (GO): phospholipid biosynthetic process; inositol biosynthetic process
Cellular component (GO): cytoplasm
Molecular function (GO): inositol-3-phosphate synthase activity
Source: RefSeq, a predicted model, not a curated record
AUGGCUCCACACGCGGAUGCAGCUGCCAAUGGCUCUGUUAACGGGUCGGCCCCCAAGCCCGGGUCUGAUCUCUUCAAGGUCGAAUCUCCCAACGUCAUCUACACCGACAGCGAGAUCAACACCAAGUAUGUCUACCGUACGACUGCGGUGUCCAAGACCGAGGAAGGUAGCUUCGUAGCCACCCCCAAGGAAACCGUGUAUGACUUCAAGGUCGACCGCAAGGUCAGCAAGACCGGUGUCAUGCUUGUCGGUCUGGGUGGAAACAACGGAUCUACCGUCACGGCUGGUAUCAUUGCCAAUCGUCGUGGUUUGACCUGGGAUACCCGUGAGGGAAAACGCUCUGCCAACUACUAUGGCUCCCUCGUCAUGGGUUCCACCGUCAAGCUCGGUACUGACGCUAAGUCGGGAGAAGAGAUCAACAUCCCCUUCAAGAACAUGCUCCCCAUGGUCCACCCCAAUGACCUCGUUGUUGGCGGUUGGGACAUCAGCGGCAUGAACCUCGCCGAUGCCAUGGACCGUGCAAAGGUCCUCGAGCCAACCCUCAAGGACUUGGUCCGUGAGGAGAUGGCCGCUAUCAAGCCGCUCCCCAGUGUCUACUAUCCUGAUUUCAUUGCUGCUAAUCAGGAGGAGCGUGCUGAUAACGUUCUCCCUGGCUCCAAGGCUUGCUGGGAGCAUGUCGAGCAGAUCCAAAAGGACAUUCGUGACUUCAAAGCCUCCAACGGACUUGAUAAGGUUCUUCUCAUGUGGACUGCCAACACUGAGCGAUAUGCCGAUAUCAUUGCAGGCGUCAACGACACUGCUGACAACCUCCUCAAGUCUAUCAAGGAGGGACACCUGGAAGUUGCUCCAUCCACUGUCUUCGCCGUGGCCUCGAUUCUCGAGAAUGCUCCAUUCAUCAACGGUUCUCCCCAGAACACCUUUGUCCCUGGAGCCAUCGAGCUCGCCCAGAAGCAUGGCGCCUUCAUCGGUGGUGAUGACUUCAAGUCUGGCCAAACCAAGAUGAAAUCUGCCCUUGUUGACUUCCUGAUCAGCGCCGGUAUCAAACUCACCUCCAUUGCCAGUUACAACCAUCUCGGAAACAACGACGGCAUGAACCUGAGCUCCCAGAAGCAGUUCCGAUCCAAGGAGAUUUCCAAGUCCAAUGUCGUUGAUGACAUGGUUGCCGCCAACUCUGUGCUGUACAAGAAGGGUGAGCACCCAGAUCACACCGUUGUGAUCAAGUACAUGCCUGCUGUCGGUGACAACAAGCGUGCUCUCGACGAGUACUACGCCGAGAUCUUCAUGGGAGGCCACCAGACCAUCAGCAUCUUCAACGUCUGCGAAGAUUCUCUCCUUGCCGCUCCCCUGAUCAUUGACCUCGUCGUCAUCGCCGAGAUGAUGACUCGUGUCAGCUGGAAGGCUGCCGAGGGCGAGGAGUACAAGGGCUUCCACAGCGUCCUUAGCAUCCUCAGCUACAUGUUGAAGGCCCCAUUGACCCCUACCGGAACUCCUGUCGUCAACGCUCUCGCCAAGCAACGUUCGGCCGUCACCAACAUCUUCCGUGCCUGUGUCGGCCUGCAGCCAGAGUCCGACAUGACUCUCGAGCACAAGCUGUUCUAA